AUUCUUCUGUCCGCUGCACCUUGGGUCGGAUCAGUGUCCUCUAUAGGGCUCUCGCCUCUUUAUAUUUUUUUACUUUUGUGUAUAAGCUCGAUAGGGCUAAAAGAGGGGAGCGGGGAGGGGGGGGACAGCCCUGCACACACCCGCACGCACCCCCAGGCACCCACCUCCGCACACACGUAGGAAAAGAGUUGUAGGAUUUUUGAUUAUUCAUUUUAUUUUGAUUUUUUAUUUUUUUCUUUUUUUUUUAAUUCCUCUCUUAAUUUGCUGCUGAUUUGGAAUCUCGGUAGUAAUGGAGGGGCAGAGGAGGUUCUGGACCGAGUGGAGGCUAUCAUUUUUCAAAGAGGGAAGUUGCUCCAUUUUCUAUGCAAAUGACAGAAAUGCAAGAAGCUCUCACAAGUCAGAGAGGCGAUCGACGGCUCUCAGGUUGGGACAAUAUUUGUCAGCUAACAGAUAAGCAAACGCUGUCUCCCUCUCCCUCCCUAUUUUACUUAUGCCACAGAAAUGGACGUCAAAAGAUACUAACCGAGGAGACCACCCCCCGUGCUCAUGGCACCUCGUCCCCCGCCUCCGAACUUCCCAACGGUGUCACAAAGGAAGGAAUUAAGAGUUUAAUAAAGAAAAGGAGUGGGCGAGAAGACCCACGGGGGGGAGCGUGGACACGCCAGCCGCGGCGAGACACCACCACAUCCCCCCCGCGCCUUCAUCUCAGCGUUGAUUUUUAGGAAGGAAAAGGAAUAUAGAAGAAUGGGGAUAUGUAGCGAAGGGUGGAUUUGGGGGUACGGGAGUGUCCCCCUUUCUCCAGCCCCCCGGCCGCGGCGCCCCGCUCGGCCGGCAGGUGGCGCGCUCCGCCAAGGUGGGGGGCGAGCGCGGCGGCGGCGCGCGCGGGGAUUCGGGGCGCCGCGCACCGACUCGGGCCUAAACGACUCCGCGAUCGUCAUUAUUUGUAACCAUAGAGCAUGAAUUACCUCUUGAGGUCAUCAGUGAGAAUUUACGACUGGUCAACAAAAGCACGUGAUUCCCAAACGCACCCCCCACCCUCCCCCCCCCCCCAUAUUUGGCCGCAUACAUAGCAAAAACGAAGUACAGUGCAUCGCUAUAAUUCAUUAAUACAUCAUAAAUCGUCAAGCACAGGGUUAUAACGACCACGAGCCACAAAUCAAGCCCUCCAAAAUAACCCAAAUGAGCUCUUACUUUGUAAACUCGUUCUCAGGGCGCUACCCAAAUGGCCCCGACUAUCAGUUACUAAAUUAUGGGACCAGCAGUUCCAUGAACGGUUCUUACAGAGAUUCAAGCACCAUGCAUUCCAGCUCUUAUGGCUACAACUACAAUGGGAUGGACCUUAGCAUCAACCGCUCAGCCUCCUCCAGCCACUUUGGGGCUGUGGGGGAGAGCUCCCGCGGUUUCCCUUCUCCAGCUCAGGAGAGCAGGUUUAGACAGGCGUCUAGCUGCUCCUUAUCUUCUCCCGACUCCCUUCCCUGCUCCAACAGCGAGAGCCAUGGAGGCAAACCCGCCCCGUCCCCCUCCGACCAAGCUCCUUCUGCCAGCACCACCAACACAAAUUUCACAGAACUAGACGAGACCAGCGCGUCCUCGGGAGCCGACGAGGGCACUCCAAUAAGCAGCAGCAUCCCCCGAGCGCAGGCAGAGCCCAUCGCGACCUCCACCGCAGCAACAGAAGGGCAGGCACCUCAGAUAUUCCCUUGGAUGAGGAAACUUCACAUUAGCCAUGACAUGACUGGACCAGACGGGAAGAGGGCGAGGACAGCGUACACUCGCUACCAGACCCUGGAGUUGGAAAAGGAAUUCCACUUCAAUAGAUAUCUCACCCGCAGGAGGAGAAUAGAGAUCGCUCACGCUCUCUGCCUCUCCGAGCGCCAGAUCAAAAUCUGGUUCCAGAACAGGAGGAUGAAAUGGAAGAAGGAUAAUAAACUGAAAAGCAUGAGCUUAGCCUCGGCGGGCAGCGCCUUUCAGCCAUAAAGUCUAGAGGAGGAAUAUCGAGGGAAGAAGAGGAGGCGAGAAAGAAAUCCGUAAAUAAAUAAAUAAAGCGCAGCAGAUCUUAGUUUCCGAGUACUGUACAGUGAGGCACCUUCUUUUCAGCAUGUUGUUGAUAUUCUAAACCAACGCGUAUGGUACCGUUAUCCCAGGACUGAGUCCAUGUCGUGUUCUGUUUGUUAUUAAAUUUGGGUUUUUAAAUCUUUUCUUUUUUAUAUAAUUAAAUUUUAUUUCCAGAUGUUCCUCAUGCUCUUGUUGUUCUUCUAAAUGUCUGUGUCCGUGCUCUCUUGAUGCUUUCUGGAAAGCUAGCAUGUUUUAUGUGAGCCCUUUAAAUGUUAUAACUUAUUUAUAAAUCGAGAACAGAUACGGUUGUUUAUUUGUUGGGUUUCUUUUCUUUAUUCCCCCCCACCCUUUUCCUGAGUUUACUGCUUUUGGGUGAGUUGUUCUCUGCCUAAGCUAAAAACGGGGGUUCCUGCACUACAGUGGCAGAAAAAAAAAAAAGCUAAAAAAACCCAAACAAAAAUGUAAAAAAAAGGGAAAAAGAGGUUAAAAAAAAAAAAAAAAAGGCAAAAGCUCUUGUAUCUGUCUUAAAAUUGUCCAGUCUGUGUUUUAGUCCAAACUUCAGGCCAGGAUUUCUAGUCCCAGCCUAAUUCCAAGACGUACUCUUAGACGUGGGUAAACUUCACUGUUAUAAAAGGAAAAAUUAUGUAUAAAAUCGGACCAACAAUAGAGUGCUCUAAUGUCUGUAAAUACUAGAAAUAUUUCUGAUGUGACUAAUAGACGGUUUGUAGUGGGCAGAGUGAAUGCAAUGUUAUGUGUAAAAAUGGCAUCUGUCAUGUCUAGCUGCCUGUUAGUACUUUGCCAAUAAGCUUUUUGUAUUUGUUUGUAGCUUUACUUGAAGUCAAAUAAACGUUUCUCCUACUCACAAAGGC
Messenger RNA from Strigops habroptila (Kakapo), 2924 nucleotides. RefSeq names its product homeobox B5 (gene HOXB5). The record is from RefSeq and is a predicted model, not a curated record. The transcript has 3 exons. Bases 1180 to 1977 code for a protein of 265 amino acids. Gene Ontology annotation, cellular component: nucleus. Gene Ontology annotation, biological process: regulation of transcription by RNA polymerase II; anterior/posterior pattern specification. Gene Ontology annotation, molecular function: DNA-binding transcription factor activity, RNA polymerase II-specific; RNA polymerase II cis-regulatory region sequence-specific DNA binding. NCBI's taxonomy places the organism in Eukaryota, Metazoa, Chordata, Aves, Psittaciformes, Psittacidae.